Sapajus apella (tufted capuchin) is the source of this 1466-nucleotide messenger RNA. RefSeq names its product transmembrane protein PMIS2-like. The coding region runs from base 179 to 670 and encodes 163 amino acids. The record is from RefSeq and is a predicted model, not a curated record. Gene Ontology annotation, cellular component: intracellular membrane-bounded organelle; membrane. The transcript is spliced from 2 exons. NCBI's taxonomy places the organism in Eukaryota, Metazoa, Chordata, Mammalia, Primates, Cebidae.
GCCACGCCCCCUAACGAGGCAGCCAAUCAGGACGUGGGGUUCUGAUUUCUCCAUUGUGAAGCUCCAUCGUUUGUCGGUUUGGGUCCUGGGAUUCUGGUUAGCACAAAGGGAAGCCUAGUGGGUCUGGCGCUCCGUUUUCAAGGCACUUGGAGUCCGACUUUGUCUUAGGGGAAAGCCCAUGGCCCCGAAAACUCCUCCUGCCGCCCAGCCAGCUCCUGACGCGCCAGCUGCCUCAGGCACGCCAGCUGCUCCAGGCGACCCCGCUGCCCCUGGUGCCCCCGCUGCCGCAGGUGCUCCAGCUGCUCCAGGUGUUCCAGCUGCCCCAGGUGAUCCAGCUGCCGCGGGUGCUCCAGCUGCCCCGGGUGCUCCAGCUGACCCGGGUGCUCCAGGUGCCCCAGCUGAGGCGCCCCAAGAGCCACAAGAGCCCACACAGACACCAGAGGAACUAGCAUUUUAUGCCCCAAACCACAUAUGUUUGACCAUCUUCGCUAUAUUUUUAUUCCCUCCGCUUGGACUUGCAGCUCUGUACUUCUCUCACCAGACUAACAAGGCCAACCAGAACAGCGAAUGGGAAGAAGCUUACACCAACUCAGGCCGAACUGGUUGGCUGGGUGCAUUCGCAGUAAUGAUCGGCUUAGGCCUCAUUUAUGGCUUGACCCUGUAUUAUUGAAGGCCAGGCAUAGUAACCCAGGGGUCCGCUCCCCAACCAAGCCACCCACCAAAACACUAACCAGCCAAGUCAGCCACCAAGCAAGAAACUCAACCACUGAGACAUCAUCUAGCCAAGAAACCCUCCAACCAAGGAACUCAACAUUCAAGAAACCCACCAGCCCGGGAACACCCAGACCACCUGCCUGUACUGCUUCUACUCACUGGGCUCCAGAGCUGUCUUCAUCCACCCCAGAGGGUCCAUACUAAAUGCCCUAGAUCCCUUUAGCUCCUUGACACUGGGCUGUUCUUCCAGAGAAUCUUGAAACCAAAAAAAACUGGAAUGGAAUGUUCUGAUUUCGUGUGUGUGUGUGUGUGUGUGUGUGUGUGUGUGUGUGUGUGUGUGUACAUGCCCAUGAUUGUUUUCUGGGUCAGUGGUCAGUAUUGUGUUUCCCUCCAGCUGUUUCCUAGUCUAUGAAAAUCAGGUUGUCGUAAUGGGGAAGCCCACAGACAUAGAAUUCAGGCAGCUGUGGGUUAAAAACUUACCACUGAAACUGAAAAACUGUAUAGCCCUGAACAGAUACUUUUAUUGAGCAUAGUUCCUUUGCCUGUAAAGCAGGCCUAAUUGCCAGUGAUAUUAUGGGGAUGAUAUUUAGAAAUCUGAAUUCAGUUGUAUUCUCUAGGCAUCUUCUUAUUUCAGCUGGAAUUGGAGAUGUCUAGUGUCUCAGGGCAGCAAAAAGAAAACAGAAACCUCUUCCAGCUUCUGAUAUCCAAAUGCCAAGCUCUUAGGGGAAGAAUGGAAAGCCCUCAAGAAAUGC